Messenger RNA from Solanum dulcamara, 933 nucleotides. RefSeq names its product non-specific lipid transfer protein GPI-anchored 12-like. Lineage: Eukaryota; Viridiplantae; Streptophyta; Magnoliopsida; Solanales; Solanaceae. The transcript has 3 exons. Bases 232 to 792 code for a protein of 186 amino acids. The record is from RefSeq and is a predicted model, not a curated record.
AUUCUUUAUUUUUUAUCACAUUUAUAAAAUCAAACAAUGUUCUUAAUUAAAGAUAAAUUACUUGUAUAACAAGCAUUUAAAAUGGGAUCCAACUCAAUGGGUUGUAACAUUAUUUUAUGAUGCUCAUAUUUUGAAAAGAAACUUUUAAAGAGUACAAGUCAUCACUUUUAUUUUCCAACACUGCUCAACUCACUUCCCACUGCUAAACACAUUCCUCUCAAAUCUAUAACAAUGGCCACAUUCACCACAACCAUUGCCACCACAUUUCUCAUUCUCUCACUGUUCUCCCCCAUGAUUUCGUCCACCAAAGCACAAGACUCGCCGCCGGCACCAGCAGCUCCGGCACCGAGCCCUGGAGUUGAUUGCUUUAGAGUCUUAGUAAACAUGUCCGAUUGCUUCACAUUUGUAGAAAGAGGAAGCAAUUCGACUGAACCGGGUAAAGGAUGUUGCCCGGAAAUUGCUGGAUUGCUAGAUAGUAAUCCUAUUUGCUUGUGCCAAAUGCUUGGCCGAGCUCACGCCGGUGCUAAAAUUGGGUUCAAUAUUGAUGUCGAUAAGGCACUUAAACUUCCUUCUGUUUGUAGUUUGGAGUUUCCUCCAGCUAGCACUUGCUCAGAUCUUGGCAUCCCAGUCGGAGCUCCAAUAGCAAGUGAGGAAAGCCCUGCUCCAUCACCAGGAGGGCUUUCAACUAGUCCUACAUCUGACAACAAAGAUAAUGCAGCUUCAAUCAUUGUAUUCUCCAAGAUGCAAUUCCUUGUUGGCAUGACCAUUAUGUUUUUCACAAGCCUUCUUUGAUUUUUGAAACAAUUCUUGGUAGGAAAAUAGUACCAACUUGAAUCAGUAGAGAGAAGUACCCAUAAAUAUUUAACUAUUUAUUCUGUAAUUUCCUCUGUAUCUUUUCCACAUUCAGAUUAUUACGGAUAUUGCGUUGUUAUA